AUGAGUGAUUCAAAUAGUAACAGUAAUAAUAAUAAUAAUACUAAUAACAACAACAACAACAAUAAUAAUAAUAAUAAUAAUAACACUAAUAAUGAUAACACAAGCAUUGACCAUACUCUCACAAAUGAUAAUAAAACAAGACACAGGCGUAAUACUAAUAUCGGCGUUACUGCUGAACAUAGAAAAAAGAGCAGUAAUUUUGUAGCCAGGGGGGGAGGAAGAGGCAAUUUUAUUAGCGGCACUAAUGAAAACAACCACACAUUUAGUGAUAGGGGCGGUAUGAAUGGUAGAGGCAGAGGUAGAGGCAGAGGCAGAGGCAGAGGUAGAGGUAGAGGGAACAUUAAUGGCAUUGGUUUUGAAUCUAAGGGAGGACGUCCACGUAGAUUUUCUAACAAUUUUAAUACCAAUGCACAUGAAUCUAGUGUAGACCAUCCUCAUCCUUAUAUCCGUAAAGAUGAUAAUAUUAAGGCUAAAGAACACGUGAAUUUGGAUCAGAAGAAGAUUCAAAUUAUAAAGGUUAGUAAUAAUCCUAGUACGUACGGCAAAGUGCAUCAUCAUGCUAAAGAUAAUAAUACUAUCUAUCCUGGUUCUUCUCCCAAUACUGUUUAUGCGCAUAAUCAUAAUCCAACAUUUCAAUCCCAAUCCAAUGAAAGUAAUCUAAUUGAAGAGCAUCAUUCUCGUCGUCCUCGUCGUUUUGGUAAAACAAAUAAUGGUAGUUACUCGCACAGAUAUAAUAGUAACAGUAGUAAUAAUAACACACAUAAUCAUCCAUCCAAUCAUGAUCAUGAAUUUCAUAUUUCUAAAGAGCAAAAGAGUACGGAAAAGAAAGAAGACAAGGAAGAGCAAUAUAAGGAAAAUAUGCCUAUUGAUAAUACUAAUACUAAUACUAACAGUGGAAAUAAAAAUAUUAUCAAUACCAAUAGCGACAAUAAUGAUAAUACUAAUAUUGGUAGUGGUAAUAAUAAUAACAAUAAUAAUAAUAAUAAUAAUAAUAAUACUCACGACACUAACAGUAACAUUAGUAGUAAUAAUAGUUAUAAUAACAAUAAUAACAGUAAUAAUAAUACUCACGGCACUAAUAAUAACAUUAGUAGUAAUAAUAGUUAUAAUAACAAUAGUAACAGUAAUAAUAAUAAUAAUAAUAAUACUAGUAUUGAUACUACCACCGCUGUUUAUGAUGAUGAUUAUGAUAAUUACAAUAAUGAAGCUUUAGAAAAACCUACCAAACCACAAAAUACUGCUGCUAAGAAACCAUUAGCUCCAAAUAAAAUCUCUUUGGAUGAUUUGCUAAGAGACGACUUUUUUGAUCAUUCAUGGAACGAAGACGAAGUUGAUAUUAAUAAAAUUAACAUUGCGCCAACUGAAGAUGAACUAAACAAAAGGCGCACUAAGGAAGAACUAGAAGAUGAUGGUACCGUUAAAAUUCCAUUUAAGAAAAUUAUCGUUACAACAAGAGAUGAAUCACAUCGUCCAAAAGAAGAUGAAGGACCGCCAUAUGUUAUUAAAUUGGCUAAUUUGUCCCCAAGUUUCUGUGCACAAUACGUGGAUGAAUAUCUAAUGAAGCCAAAAAAUAUUGAGUACGUUAAAUUGAAAUUGUUUUGGGAGUUGAAUACUUCUUCACUGUUUACAAAUAAUCUUUUCUAUAAAAACGUUCCUAAUGUGACAACUUCAAACGAUUACCAAAAUAGUGAAAAUGUUGAUCCGAAUGAUUAUUUUAAUAAGACCUUUAAUACCAAAUGUAAAGUUUGCUUUGUAGAAGUACAAACCUUUGCUUAUAUGAUCAAUUCGUUGUCCAAGUUUAUUCCUAACGAAUUCAAUGCUGUGGUGUCAAAGGCUGUUAUCACCGAUUUUAAAAACUACAUGCUGAAACACCAAGAAUUGGCCAAUAGUGGUCCUCACUUGAGCCCCGAUAAAAAUCCAGAUGUUCCAGUUGGUAAAUUUGAAGUUCCAGAAGCUUUGAAGAAAAAAUUAUUAGCUCAUAAGAAAAAUAAGGAUGAUGCUGUCAAUGAUACUUUAAGUGACUCUAUAAAUAAAUUAGAUAUAAACAACGAUAACACAAGUAUCGAUGACAACACUAUUCAUAAGGAAAAAAGUGAUAAGCCUAAACUAACAUACUCUCAGGUUUUAGCCAAACGUGCCGAACCUAAAAGUGUGCUGAAUAACACCGAUGAAGCUAAUAAUCCUAAUAAUUAUAUCGCAGACACCAAUAAUAAAAGAAUUUCUUCAUCUCAAAUUGGUCCAAGUGGGUCUCCAACAUCAGUUUCUUCACCGCCUCUUAUGUUGUCUCCACGUUUGUCAUCCAACACAAAUUUAACUUCUAGUACCAUCAAUAACAACAAUAGCCCUAGUAGUACAGCUAGUAUUAAUCCAUUUUUCAAUAGUAGCAGUGGUGCUAGGAAUAUCAAUUCAUCCUAUAUUAGUACUAGCGGCAAUAGUAAUAACUACUAUUCUACAAAACAAAAAUCUUUUGGUUCCCAGGCAAAUAGAAAUACAAACAGGUUUAGAAAUGAUGGUGGUGUGAAUAGUGGAAAUGGAAAUCGUGACAAUAGAAAUAGAUUCAAUAAUAACAACGGUUAUAAUAGGAAUAGUCCAGAUAAUGGUAAUGUUAGUAAUAAUAGUGGCAACGCCAAUAAUAAUAUGUCUUUUGGGUUAGCGUAUACAUUUCUAGGUUCUUCUACCGGUAGUAAUGGCAGAAAACAUAAAUAG
Messenger RNA from Saccharomycodes ludwigii, 2706 nucleotides. It is a transcript of the gene PSP2, whose product is annotated as Psp2p. The coding region runs from base 1 to 2706 and encodes 901 amino acids. The transcript has a single exon. NCBI's taxonomy places the organism in Eukaryota, Fungi, Ascomycota, Saccharomycetes, Saccharomycodales, Saccharomycodaceae. The record is from RefSeq and is a predicted model, not a curated record.